AUGCCUUCUCCGGCGCUCGGGAUACACAGCUCGUUGCUCGGAGUCUACAGCGCAGUAUUGUUCCUCCGUGACGCAGUGUUACUCACGUCAUCGUCGCUCAUUCUCAUCGCUUUCAUCGUCAUCGGAUACCGUCUGCUGCUUCAUCCCUUGGCCCGCAUACCUGGGCCCAGGCUGGCUGCUAUUUCGAAUGUAUGGCACGCUUACCAUGUGCGCAACGGACGCAUGCUUGCGUUGGGCAAGACGCUUCAUAAACGGUAUGGGCCGGUUGUGAGAGUUGGUCCGAACGAGGUGUGGUUUGACUCUGUAGAUGCAUUCAAGCAUAUUUAUCGAGCCGGCAGUGGUUAUGAAAAGUCCGAAUUUUAUUUGUCGACUGCCCUCCAAAGACCGGACAUUACUUUUACCCCCUUUCCGAAAUUUGCAUCCCCAGAUACACUAGACUUGCUCUCCGAACGUAACACGCAGCGAUACCGCUUGCAACGCCGUCUGAUCGGCCCCCUCUACCAGACGGCAUGUCUCAAACGGCACGAGCCAGCCCUCGACGCCGUAUUGGCUCGGGUCAUCGAAACCCUACGCUCUCUCGACGGCGCCGAAGUUGACCUCAAGGAAUGGAUGCACAUCAUUGCCGUCGAGUCGCUGUCAGCCGUCGUCCUGACCUGGUCACCAAACUACCUACGUGAUCACACAGACCAUGCCUCCAGCACCCACGGCUACCUCGGCUGGCGCCGCAAGUCCGUUUUCGGGCUAUUCCCCCUAGUCGUCAAAGCGGAGCUGUUUUCCAAAACUGUUGGCAGGAAAUUUGCGAAUCUGUGGCGUGUGACGUAUAAGACGCCCGAGAACUUUAAGCCCUUCUUCACGGGCGUCUACAGACAGGUCUCGCGGAGGGUUAAUGCUUCCCUCGCAAACAAACCGGUCUCGAAGAACGAUCGCAAGGACGAUUUCCUCGUGGAUCUGAUUCAGUUGCACAAGGACAGGCCAGAUUUCACGGAGCAAUACCUCCGUCGAAUGGCAAUCACCAAUUUCGGGGCCGGGCAUGAGACAAUGUGUUCCGCGCUGACGUCCAUCAUGUCCAUGAUCGGAUCCCACCCCGAAGUGCAACAGCGGAUUUCUGACGAAGUUUGCUCCGCGACGGACGAUCCCAAAGUUUAUGACAACGCCGUCCGUUUGGACUAUACUCAAGCAGCCAUCAAGGAGGCACAACGACUGUAUCCUGUCCUCGGGAUGUCCCUACCCCGCAUGGUACCCCCGGAAGGGCUCACAGUCCACGGAGAGACCUUUCCACCUGGGACAACAGUCGGCUGCAGCCCUGUCUCAUUACAUAGGAACACUCUAAUAUUCGGUCUAGACGCGGAAAAUUACAAUCCGGACCGCUGGCUGGACACGGAAAGAGACCUCAGGGCUAUGGAGCGGUUUAAUCUUACCUGGGGAGGGGGCGGAAGGAUGUGUCCCGGGAGGCACCUUGCGGAGCUGAUUGUGUACAAGACAAUACCCGCGCUGUUCGAACAUUUUGAUUUGGAGGUUCAGAUGCCACCCGAGGCUGAGAUAAAGUAUUACUUCAUGGCGAUGCUCACUGGCGUGAAAGCCAGAUUUUUGCCCAAGAAGACGCGUCAUCAAUAA
Messenger RNA from Colletotrichum orchidophilum, 1614 nucleotides. RefSeq names its product cytochrome P450. Gene Ontology annotation, molecular function: heme binding; iron ion binding; oxidoreductase activity, acting on paired donors, with incorporation or reduction of molecular oxygen. The transcript is spliced from 3 exons. NCBI's taxonomy places the organism in Eukaryota, Fungi, Ascomycota, Sordariomycetes, Glomerellales, Glomerellaceae. The record is from RefSeq and is a predicted model, not a curated record. The coding region runs from base 1 to 1614 and encodes 537 amino acids.